AUGGCCGCCCCGCCUCUACCUCCGGGCUGGACUGAACAUGUAGGUCCCGGAGGCCAGCCAUACUACUACAAUGCGUUCACAAAAGAAUCAACCUACGUCCGCCCCAUGCCCGUUGCGUUCCCCAAGAAGGAAAAGCCCGCGAAAAAAGUGCCUAUACCCGGGACUGACUGGAUCCGCGUGACGACGACGGAGGGGAACGUGUUCUACACGCACAGGGUCGAGAAGCGGAGCGUGUGGACGGUGCCGGAGGAGAUCAAGGAGGCCGUCGCGGCGCUGGAGAAGGAGGGGACGCAGUCUCCGGCGAAUGCGAAUGCUAAGGGUGGGAAGAAGGAGAGGGAGAGGGACAACGAGCAGGCGAGGGAGGUGAAGCGCGUGAAGAAGGAGGUGCAGGAGGCGGCGAAGCGCAAGGCGGAGGAGCCGGUCCCUGUGGACGAGGUUGUGAUCACGAAGAAGGCGAAGGUGGAGGAAGAGGACGAAGAGGAGGAGAGCGAGGAGGAGAGCGAAGAAGAGGAGUGGCAGCGUGAGGCAGCAGCGCAGUUGGCGGCGGAGGCGGAAGAGGAGGAGAGGAAGAGGAAAGAGGCGGAGGAGGCUAGGAAGCAAGCGGAGGCAGAGGAAGCGGAGAGAGCCAAGCAAGCCUUGCCUCAGCUGAACAUGCCCGAGAAGGUGGACCUCUCCAUCGAGGAAGCCAAGGCACUGUUCAAGACCCUGCUCCGCGAAAAGGACAUCAACCCGCUCAUGCCCUGGGACACUGCGCUUCCGAUCUUCAUCUCUGACCCGCGGUACGUCCUCCUGUCGUCUGUCUCCGCGAGGCGGGAAGCGUUCGACGAGUACUGCCGCGACCGCGCGCGCGAGCUGCGCGAGCUGCGCGAGUCGCAGGUGAGGAAGGAGAAGGAGACCGCGGACCCGCGCGAGGCGUACGAGCGCCUGCUGCGCGAGGAGGUGAAGAGCACACGCACGAGCUGGUCGGAUUUCCGAAGGCAGUGGAAGAAGGACAGGCGGUUUUGGGGGUGGGGAAGGGACGACAGGGAGCGGGAGAAGAAGUUUAGGGAGUAUUUGAAGGAGCUUGGAGAAAAGAAACGCGCUGCUGCUCAAAAAGCUGAAGUAGACUUCUUUUCCUUGCUGAAGGAGAGCGGGCGCGCAAAACCUGGGGCUGACUGGAAGGAAGUUAAGAAGCACCUGUACAGCGACCCUCGUUAUGAUGCUGUGGGGUCUUCUUCGCUCCGAGAGGAGCUAUUCAAGACGUUCUUGAAAGCCCAGGGCGUAGGUGAGCAAGCUAAAGAUGCGUCGACCGAAAACGGUGAGGUGAAAGAGGAAAAGAGUGCCGAGGACAAGGAGCAGGAGAAACGGGAAAAGAAGGAGAGGGCCGUGCGCGAAAGGGAGGAGAGAGUAAAGGCGGAGCGGACCAAGCUCGAGGCGGAUAUCAAUCGGUCGAAGAUGGGCUUGACGAUGGAAGAGGGGGAACGGGAGUUUAGGACUAUGCUGGUUGAUGCUAUACGUGACCCACAGAUGACAUGGGAGCAGGCACUGCCGGAGCUGAAGAUCGACCCGCGGUUCACCCGGUCCCCGCUUCCCUACAACCAACAGCUGCACCUCUUCCAUUCACAUAUCGGACGGCUACGUGCCAAGCAUCUUGACAACCUGCAUGCGCUCUUCGCAUCACACUCUCCAUCCCUAUCGACAUCCUUCUCGGAUCUGCCCGUUGACUCACUGCUAUCGUCGUUGCCCGCAGCAAAACUUGGGUUUGACUCGCAAGCACUGCAGCACGAGUAUGAGAAGUGGCAGCGCGAGCGAAAUACGGAGGCGCGCGCCGCGUUCGAUGCUAUGCUGCACGAGAAUGCCUUUGUGGAGUUCUGGGGACGGUUGAAGAACAUGGGUGGGGAAGGGGCGGACGGCGGGGUGAAGGCGGACCCGCUUGAGGAGGAUGAGGGUGAGGGCGGCGGGGGGACUGCGGAUCUGAAGGCACUGGCGAAGACGAUUGAUAUCAGAGAGAUCGAGAAGGUCCUAAAGAAUGACAAAAGGUAUAAUAUGUUUGACCAUGUACCAGAACAGCGCGAGCGUUGGGUCAGGAGUGAUGUUGCUCGUUUGCGCAAGAUCGUCAUAAACAGUCUAUAUUCGCAUCGCGACAUAUUCAUCCGUGAACUGAUAUCGAACGCCAACGACGCUUUGGAGAAGCUGCGUCUCACGGCACUAACUGACCCGACGAUCAACUAUGGUGCUGACGGUCUGAAUAUCACCAUCAAGACAGUCAAGAACCCCGAUGGUUCAGGUGGAAGGUUGAUCAUCGCUGAUACCGGUAUUGGUAUGUCACCGGAAGAGCUCACCACGAACCUGGGUACCUUGGCGAAAUCCGGCACGUCUGAUUUCCUCGCGCGGGCCGAGACUUCAGACACGACUGGGCAGGGCAACCUCAUCGGCGCCUUCGGUCUUGGUUUCUACAGCAGUUUCUUGGUCGCAGACCGUGUCUACGUGUCCUCCAUUCCGCCCAAGUCCGCCAAGAACCCUAACCCUACGCAAAAUGUCUUCAGCUCCUCCGCAGAUGACAGCUCCUUCGAGACGUACCCCGAUCCAAGAGGGAACACGCUCGGGAGAGGGACAGAGAUUACGCUCGUACUGAAGGAAGAUGCGUCGGAGUACCUCGACCAGAAGACUAUCAUGGACCUCGUGUGCAAACACUCGUCGUUCUCUUCGACAUUCCCCAUCUAUCUCCUGACGGAGAGAACGGAGGAAGUCCCCGUCGAAGAUGAAGAGUCUGAGAAGCCCGUCCCGGAGAAGGACGACGAGGACGAGGCCGUCAUGGAAGACGAGAAGCCGGAGGAGAAGAAGGCGCCCAAGACGAAGACCGUCACCGUCGAGGAGUGGGUGCAGCUGAACCCCGAACCGCCGAUCUGGAUGCGGGACCCGAAGGACGUCUCGGAGGACGAGUACGAGCGGUUCUACCAGGCUACGUUCAAGGACUACGAAAAGCCCCUGGCGUGGCACCACUUUGCCGGUGACUCCGGGUCCGGCGUCUCCUUCAGGGCUAUCAUAUACAUUCCUUCGCGAUUGGAUGAGUCGUUCUGGCAACAACCAGUGCAAGGCAGCUCUAAAGACCUCAGGUUGAUGGUCAAGCGCGUUUUUAUUACGAAUGAUCUGGGCGAAGAUAGCCUGCCGAAGUGGGCCAGCUGGGUCAAAGCAAUAAUCGACGCCGAGGACCUCCCGCUGAACGUCUCCCGCGAGACCCUGCAGUCCACGAAAUUCCUCAAGCAGAUCCGCUCCAUCAUCCUGCGGCACAUCAUCCAGAUGCUCACGAAGCUCGCAGAGGAGGACCCGGAGAAGUUCGACAAGGUCCAGGAGGCGUACGGGACGGUGCUCAAGCUCGGCGCGGCGGAGAAUGUGAAGAACAGGGAGAAGCUGGCGGCGCUGGCGAGGUUUGCGAGUAACCAGCGGGAACGGACGUCGUUGGAUGAGUACCUUGAGAAUAAGAGGAAGGGCCAGAAUCAGAUCUUCUACCUCGCGGAUAUUGGGAAGUCCACCAAAGCCUUGGCCGAUAGUGUCUUCGUGGAGAAGUUGACGGCGAGGGGGUACGAGGUCUUGUUAUUGAACGAGCCGCUGGACGAGAUCCUUGUUCAGAACAUGAAGCGCUGGAAGGGCCUGCCGUUCCACGAUGUGGCGAAAGCAGGCUUGGUCUUUGGAGACGAGGACUCUGACCCUGAAGACGAGAAGGAGCAACAAGAGAUAUUGAAAGAGCGCUUCAAGCCUCUGCUCGAUUACCUGAAGAAGGAGGCCCAGGACCUAGUUCGUGAUGUGGUGAUUUCGAAUCGCCUGGUGACGAGCCCGUGUGCUAUCGUCGCAGACAAGUUUGGCUAUACUGCUAAUGUUCAGAAAAUGAUGAGUGCAUCGAACAGCAAACAGGCCCAGAACCCGAUGUUCGAGUUCGCGAAGAAGCAGAGACUGCUGGAGAUCAACCCCCGAUCUCCUCUGAUUGAAGGCCUUCUCCGUCGGGUCGAGCAGCUGCCAUCGGAAGACGAAGAGCGCGAUAUCGAGGCUGAGGAGGACCUCAGGGAGGUGACGUCAAUCCUCAUCGACGGAGCACUCGUACGGUCUGGAUUCGACGUACCCGACUCGAACGAGUUUUUCAAGCGCGUAGAUCGGGUCCUCAGGCGAUCACUAGGCGUGUCGGAGACAGCGCAAGCCGACGACAGUGUGAAGCCUGCUCCCCCCGUGGACCCUAGCUUGCCUCCCGAUAUACCCGACCAUGGACAAAUCCCAUUGAAGUUCGAGGAUCCGGAGAAGGUUGGUGUUGAGCUGCCUGAGCAUUUGAAGGACAAGGUCGAGAUUAUGAUGGAGGAGAUUGACGAGGAGGGGAAUCCUGUCCACCAUGACGAGCUGUAA
Messenger RNA from Gloeophyllum trabeum ATCC 11539, 4371 nucleotides. Its product is annotated as HSP90-domain-containing protein. NCBI's taxonomy places the organism in Eukaryota, Fungi, Basidiomycota, Agaricomycetes, Gloeophyllales, Gloeophyllaceae. Gene Ontology annotation, biological process: protein folding. The transcript is spliced from 25 exons. The coding region runs from base 1 to 4371 and encodes 1456 amino acids. Gene Ontology annotation, molecular function: ATP hydrolysis activity; ATP binding; ATP-dependent protein folding chaperone. The record is from RefSeq and is a predicted model, not a curated record.